This is a messenger RNA of Nothobranchius furzeri (turquoise killifish), 4252 nucleotides long. It is a transcript of the gene ipo7, whose product is annotated as importin 7. The record is from RefSeq and is a predicted model, not a curated record. Gene Ontology annotation, cellular component: cytosol; nuclear envelope. Gene Ontology annotation, biological process: protein import into nucleus. NCBI's taxonomy places the organism in Eukaryota, Metazoa, Chordata, Actinopteri, Cyprinodontiformes, Nothobranchiidae. Gene Ontology annotation, molecular function: small GTPase binding.
CGCUGAUCUAUCCGGGUACUUGGUUCACUGCUUCCUUUCGCGCCGGGUAACCGGAGAGCUGUGCGUCCAUGUGCGCAGUGGCUGGGAAUUGAAAGACCUCUGAAAUACAAAAAUCCGAGCCGUAAACAGAGCUUUCGAAAUGGAUGCGUUGAUUGAGGCCCUUCGGGGAACAAUGGACCCGAAUCUGCGGGAGGCCGCAGAGCGACAGCUGAAUGAGGCUUACACACAUGUAACCUUCAUGUCCACUCUGCUGCAAAUCACCAUGUCCAAUGACCUCGAUUUGCCCGUCAGACAAGCAGGAGUGAUUUACCUUAAGAACAAGAUAAUCCAGCACUGGAGUGAUGGGGACGGUUCAGGCACAGAGACGCUUGUUAAUAACAUCCCAGAGGCAGACAGGCAGUUCAUUCGAGACAACAUAGUGGAGGCGAUCAUCCAGUCCCCCGACCGCAUCAGGGUCCAGCUGACAACGUGCAUCCACCACAUAAUCAAGCACGACUACCCCGCAAGGUGGACGGCCAUCGUGGACAAGAUAGCCUUCUACCUGCAGUCCGACAACAGCCUAGGAUGGCUGGGCAUCCUGCUCUGUCUCUACCAGCUCGUCAAAAACUACGAAUAUAAGAAACCAGAAGAGCGACAACCCGUCGUCUCUGCCAUGCACGUCUUCAUGCCCAUGCUGAAAGAUCGCUGCGUCCAGCUGCUCCACGACCACUCCAGCGAGUCGGUCCUCAUACAGAAACAGAUCUUCAAGAUCCUCUACGCUCUCUUCCAGUACAACCUCCCAUUGGAGCUCAUCAACAGACAGAAUCUCACAGAGUGGAUGGAGAUCCUGAAGAACGUAGUGGACAGAGAAGUGCCCCAGGAGACGAUGCAGGUGGAUGAAGACGAGAGGCCCGAGCUGCCGUGGUGGAAGUGUAAGAAGUGGGCUCUUCACAUCCUGGCUCGGCUGUUCGAGAGGUAUGGAAGUCCAGGAAACACAACCAAAGAGUACGCAGAGUUUGCUGAACUUUUCCUAAAAGAAUACGCCGUUCCUGCUCAGCAGGUGCUGUUGAAAGUCUUAUUCGUGUACAAGGAAAAGCAGUACGUGGCUCCACGAGUGCUCCAGCAGGCACUCAACUUCAUCAACCAGGGAAUUGCACACGCUCUGACAUGGAAAAACCUCAAGCAACACAUGCAGGGCAUCAUCCAGGACGUGGUUUUCCCCCUCAUGUGUUACACAGACUCCGACGAGGAGCUUUGGCAGGAGGACCCGUACGAGUACAUCCGCAUGAAGUUUGAUGUCUUUGAGGACUUCAUCUCUCCGACAACAGCUGCUCAAACGCUCCUCUUCACUGUCUGCAACAAGAGGAAAGAAGUGCUGCAGAAAACCAUGGGCUUCUGUUACCAGAUUCUCACCGAUCCCGCUUCUGACCCCAGGAAAAAGGACGGCGCCCUGCAUAUGAUAGGCUCUUUAGCUGAAAUCCUCCUAAAGAAAAAGAUUUACAAAGACCAGAUGGAGUUCAUGCUGCAGCAAAACGUCUUCCCCUUGUUCGGUAGUGAGCUGGGCUACAUGAGAGCCAGAGCCUGCUGGGCGUUGCAUUACUUUUGUGAGGUGAAGUUCAAAAGCGAUCAGAACCUGCAGACCGCCGUUGAGCUGACCCGAAUCUGCCUGAUUAACGACAACGAGAUGCCCGUGAAGGUGGAGGCCGCCAUCGCCCUGCAAGUUCUCAUCAGCAACCAGGAGAAAGCCAAAGAAUACAUCGCCCCCCACAUCCGGCCGGUGAUGCACUCCCUCCUGAACAUCGUCAGGGAGACGGAGAAUGACGAUCUCACUAAUGUUAUACAAAAGAUGAUCUGCGAGUACAGCGAGGAGGUCGCCCCGAUCGCGGUGGAGAUGACGCAGCACUUGGCGAUGACGUUCAACCAGGUGAUUCAGACGGGGCCCGAGGAGGAGGGAGGCGACGACAAGGCUGUGACGGCUAUGAGCAUCCUCAACACUAUCGACACGUUGCUAAGUGUGGUGGAGGACCACAAAGAGAUCAUCCAGCAGCUGGAGGGCAUCUGUCUGCAGGUGAUUGGGACGGUGCUGCAGCAACAUGUCUUGGAAUUUUAUGAGGAGAUCCUGUCCCUGGCGCACAGCUUGACCUGUCAGCAGGUGUCGCCACAAAUGUGGCAGCUCCUUCCACUCCUGUACGAAGUCUUCCAGCAAGAUGGGUUCGACUACUUCACAGAUAUGAUGCCUCUCCUUCACAACUACGUCACGGUGGACACAGACACGCUCCUGUCUGACACCAAAUACCUGGAGAUGAUGUACAACAUGUGCAAAAAGGUACUGACGGGUGAUCCAGGUGAGGACCCAGAGUGCCACGCAGCCAAGCUGUUGGAGGUGAUCAUCCUGCAGUGCAAAGGUCGUGGCAUUGAUCAGGUCGUGCCCAUGUUUGUGGGGACUGCGUUGGAGCGUUUGACUCGGGAGGUGAAGACGAGUGAGCUGAGGACCAUGUGUCUGCAGGUGGCCAUCGCUGCACUUUAUUAUAGCCCCCCUCUGCUGCUCAACACCCUGGAGAAUGUCCGCUUUCCCAACAACACCGAGCCAAUCACCAACAACUUCAUCACCCAGUGGCUUAAAGACGUCGACUGCUUCCUUGGCCUCCACGACAGGAAGAUGUGCAUUUUGGGACUCUGUGCCCUCAUCGACCUCGAGCACAGGCCUCAGGCUGUCAACCAGGUGGGCGGCCAGCUGCUUCCAGCAGCCAUCCUUCUGUUCAGCGGCCUCAAGAGGGCGUACGCCUGUCGAGCAGAGCACGAGAACGAUGAUGAAGACGACGAGGAAGACGGGGAAGAGGAGGAAGAUAAUGCCGAGCUGGGCAGUGACGAGGAUGACAUCGACGAAGAGGGUCAGGAGUACCUGGAGAUGCUUGCAAAGCACGCAGGAGAGGAUGGUGACGACGAGGACUGGGAGGAGGACGACGCGGAGGAGACGGCACUCGAGGGCUACACUACAUCUGUAGAUGACGAGGAUAAUUUUGUGGACGAGUAUCAGAUCUUUAAAGCCAUACUACAGAACAUUCAGACCCGUGACCCGGGGUGGUACCAGGCACUGACGCAAGGCCUCGACGAGGAGCAGCGGAAACAGCUUCUGGACAUCGGCACGCUCGCAGACCAGAGGCGGGCAGCACACGAAUCCAAGAUGAUCGAGAAACACGGCGGGUACAAGUUCACAGCUCCGGUGGUGCCAUCUACUUUCAACUUUGGCGGCACCGCUCCGGGAAUGAAUUGAGUCAUCUGUUCUACUUUUUUUUUUUUUUUUCCUUUUUUUUUUUUUAUUAUUACUCUGUGACUGAUUGUAGUGAAGUGAAAAACAAAAAAAAAGCUUGUGUUGUUCCCUUAAGUAGUGAUUCCAGAACUGGUUCUUCUGAGUCAUUCUUCAGUCUGUCAAAUGGGAAAUGGCUUCAGAAGAUGUGGGGGAGAGCAACCAAACUGCAAACCCAUGAUGGCUCAGGAAGAAAACACGAAACAAAAACAAAGAAAGAAGGUGGGAGAAGAAGCUCUGAACAACACUGUCACCUGGAGCCCUUUAUCUUUGUGUCGGGGGGGGGGGGCCUGUGUCGAUGACUAUUCUUCGUCUUCUUCCCAGUCUAAAUGGGUGGUUAACCGAUAAUGGAACAAAAUACUUCAUUAUCACUGAUGUGGCCGGUGGGCCGUGAUAAGAUUAUACCUCUGGUUAGUGAUGACAUCUGCUCUACGUAAACUCGUGUUUAUGAUUAUGAACAUACAAGCCAAGGCUUUCAAGUAUCCUUGGGGGGGAGGGGACACCAACCAGGGGCUUUUGUAAGGUAUCAACAGCUGUAUUCAUAUGUAGCAUAUUGGAUAAUUCAUAGCACUAUGUGAUGCCUGAUCUCUGUAAAUUAAUGACUAGCACUUUCAUAUUGUUCAGGUCUUCUAGCCUUCUGUAUCAGACUGCAAAUUUUUUUAAAUUGAAGACUAUUUAAAAAAGCGACGGGGGAACAGCUGUGUCUUUAUUUUGCAAGUGACUUCGGGAACAGCUGGUCCUCGUGCAUCCGGCUAGAGGGGAUCAGUUGCAAUUUGGAAAUCGGUUAAUGUGGAUGCUCUUGGUGUUCAAUAUGACUACAGGACAAGUGUUUGUGAGCACUGAGUGUAAUCGGAUACAUCGUUGAAGCAUGUACAAUUCAACUUAUCGUGAAGGUCUCAAGCUUUUGGUUGGUGUAUGGAUGGACCAUCUAUAUAUACAACAUAUUAAAAAAAAGAAGCUAAGGGA